Funneliformis caledonium is the source of this 198-nucleotide messenger RNA. The record is from the annotation of a GenBank genome assembly. Lineage: Eukaryota; Fungi; Glomeromycota; Glomeromycetes; Glomerales; Glomeraceae.
AAAUGUGAUGCAUCAUAUCUUCAAGCUGAAUCCUUGGAUGGACUAAAUGCUAAUCACAUCCAUGCUAUUUUAUAUAAGCAAGAUAUUUUGGAUCUGCAUAAAUUCAUGUAUUUAGAUCCAUCAAGAAUUCAAUUUGCACUUGAAGAAUAUUCAUUUCGCUUUUUUAAUCCUUUAGGCAACGUUGAAGUCAGAAUUUAA